This is a messenger RNA of Patiria miniata (bat star), 905 nucleotides long. Its product is annotated as nanos homolog 1-like. The transcript has a single exon. Gene Ontology annotation, molecular function: zinc ion binding; mRNA binding. Lineage: Eukaryota; Metazoa; Echinodermata; Asteroidea; Valvatida; Asterinidae. The record is from RefSeq and is a predicted model, not a curated record. Bases 217 to 825 code for a protein of 202 amino acids. Gene Ontology annotation, biological process: oogenesis; negative regulation of translation. Gene Ontology annotation, cellular component: perinuclear region of cytoplasm.
CGUACCGCUGUUAAGCGAUGCGGCCAACCAUCAAGGGUAUCAAAGAUGUCUCGCGUACCUGUUAUGUUGCCGUCAACGGUUUCUUUUUAUUGUCUAAGUACCGAUCGUUCAAGAAUGUUCAGUAUAAAGUCUGGCCAGUUCGUCAGGUAGUCAUCAUUUGGGAUUUCAUCCAUCAACCAGUCAACACCAGUUUCGUUCUGCAGUAUAUACCUCAAGAUGUCUACCUUCAGUUCUCUCUUCUUUCAAGAAAACAAGCCAGUCUUCGAGAUGCCUGUCACAGAGCCAAGAGAGUUUGAUCGCUUCCAUGACUACCUCGGCCUAGCCCAGCUCAUCACCAAGACCAGCGUAGCUUCUCCAAGGCCUGCCUCCGUCACGGAGUCAUCCGAAGAUCAGUUCAUCAGACUCCAGACGUCAGCCAUGGAGCCGGACCAGCAGACCAGCAUCAUCGACAGCGGGUCAACCAACGGGUUUCGUCCCUUCACCAUGGACGAGCUGUCCCGUGAGACCGGUCCAUCUCGACGUGGCAAUCGGUGGAUGGUUCUCAAGCCAACUUGUUGUGUCUUCUGCAAGAACAACGGCGAGAGCGAAGCCGUCUACACCUCACACAUCCUCAAGAACAGCCUUGACAAGGUGGUCUGUCCUAGGCUACGGGCUUACAUCUGUCCACUGUGUGGAACCAGCGGAGAUGAGGCACAUACCAUCAAGUACUGUCCAACCAAUCUGGGCAGCUUGCAGCCAGCUCCGUCCAAGUCAAGACCCAGCAAUCUCGGCAUGUUCAUCAGCAGCAGACUCCUGCCGUCAGCAGGGAACCGAGUUUCCGUAUGACCAUCGCAAGGAGAACCUCUAAAAGCAAACAGAAACGGCUCUUUUCAGAGCCAACACACAUUCCAAAAAGAGAUAUAGUU